UUUUUGUUGGAUCUUCUUGAUAUUAUUCUUGAAAAAAAUUACUUCAAAUUUGAUGAAAAAUACUAUUUCCAAAUACAAGGUGUAGCCAUGGGCAGUCCUGUCGCGCCAGCGAUAGCCAAUUUAUUCAUGGAUAAUUUGGAGAAUGAAACUAUCUUGAAUCACACAAAGAACCCUGUAGCGGACGGCAUUAUCAAAUAUUGUAGAUUUAUUGAUGAUAUUUUUAUCAUUGUUAAUUCACAUCAGGAGGCAGUAACGUUAUUAUCCUGGAUCAAUACAAUUCACCUCAAAAUUAAAUUUACAGGAAACAUCAGUUCUACAUCCUUGAUUUUUCUAGAUGUCGUGGUUACAAAGGAAAAUGAUCGAUUGAAAGUGAGUAACCACCGAAAAACCACUGAUAGAAACUCUUUGUUACAUUACAACAGUUACCAUCAUUGGGCAUUAAAAAAUAAUUUACCCUUUACACAGAUGCUCAGGAUUAAACGCAACUCCUCUACCCUACAGGACUUCAAUCAGGAAAUGGAAGAGACAAAAAGCAGGUUCAGAAAUCGAGGUUACCCAGAGUCCAUAAUACAAUCAGCCUACUCGAAGGUUGCCAGUAUUCCUAGAUCUAAACUCCUAGAGGACAAAAUUAGACCAGGAGUAGACAGAUUGAUAUGGCCACUCACACUUACAAGUUUGUCCAAUCUAGCCAUCAAAACUGUUAAAAAGUACUGGAACUUAAUAAGAGACAUCCCUGGAUGUGAUAGACCCCCUUUGGUAGCAUAUAAAAGAACAAGGAAUAUUGGGGAUAUAUUGGUACAUUCAAACAUAACCAAUAGGCCCCGGACUGUAAAAUCUAAUCUGGUGGGCAACUAUCGCUGCCAUCAUUGUUCAGUAUGCAGCCAAUUGAUAGAGACCAAAAUCUUGACACACCAACAUCUAUCAUUCGAAUUUAAAUUUCCCCAUUUUGCCACCUGUACAACCAAAGGGGUUAUUUACAUGAUAAUUUGUGAUUGUUAUUUAUCAUAUGUGGGGCAGACUCGUCGAGAAGUUAAGAGCAGAAUUAUAGAGCACAGGAGCAAAAUACGAAAUCAUGUCAGAGAAUCCAUACUGUACAAACAUUUCUGUGAUCUACAGCAUAGUCCUGAAUCAUUCAAAUACCACAUACUGGAAGUAGUAUCACAAUCCAAACAUAUGGACUUCAAUAAUAAACUUUUGCAAAGGGAAACAUAUUGGAUUUUCAGAUUACGGACAGAACAUCCACAGGGCUUAAAUGAACAAAAUUCAUACAGUUGUUAUAUAUAGAACCUUAGCAUACUAUAAAUCCCUAAUUGAAUACACCCAAUACAAUAAGGGUACUCAUAGCACCAUCUGGUGGUAUUUCUUCUAUAUCUUCAUAUAAACCUUUCUGUUUCUUUAACAUCUUCCCCUUUAAAUUGAGGCAACCCCUUGAUGCUUUUCAUACUCGCAAUUAGAACCUAACACACAGCAGAGUAUCCCGUGAGUAUAUACUGUUUUAGAAAUAUACAAUUUGUUUAAAAACAAAUUUUUGGAUGUUUGUAACUCUUUAAUGCUUAUGGCCACUCCUUGUUCCUUUGACCUAGAUUCCACUGUAAAAAACAGGUAUCUCUAAGGAGAACAAGUGUUAAAUUUGGAACUAUACCACCAGAGGAAGGCCUGAUGCAGGGCCGAAACCGGUCGUGGCGAACUUACUCUUCUCGGCAUUAGAAUAUACAACGCCGAUUGCACUUCAAUGUAUAUUGGACAAUCCAUUUGAGGCUGCUUGUUAUUACUGUGAAUUUAACGCCGACUGCAUUUCAAUGUAUAUGGGACAAUCCAUUUGAUGGUGUUUGAUAUUACUGUGAAUUUAAACAGUAUACUAAUUUGCCAGAUAUAUUAUUUACUGUACUGAUUCAUUUUC
Molecule: messenger RNA, 1900 nt
Organism: Anolis carolinensis (green anole)
Lineage: Eukaryota; Metazoa; Chordata; Lepidosauria; Squamata; Anolidae
Exons: 2
Coding region: 88-1284 (398 amino acids)
Source: RefSeq, a predicted model, not a curated record